Rosa chinensis is the source of this 1945-nucleotide messenger RNA. Its product is annotated as calmodulin-like protein 8. Gene Ontology annotation, molecular function: enzyme regulator activity; calcium ion binding. The transcript has 4 exons. The record is from RefSeq and is a predicted model, not a curated record. Bases 131 to 574 code for a protein of 147 amino acids. NCBI's taxonomy places the organism in Eukaryota, Viridiplantae, Streptophyta, Magnoliopsida, Rosales, Rosaceae.
CACCAAACUUCAUUCCAACUUUUCAAUCACAUACAAUUCUGUGUUGACAACCAGACACACAGCGUACACUUCCUCUCCCAAUUGAGCAGCAAUUUCUUGGUCUUCAUCUGAGUUUUUUGAUUUGAAGAAGAUGGCAGAAGCUUUAACAGAAAGCCAGAUUGCUGAGUUCCAGGAAGCCUUUUGUCUCAUUGACAAAGAUUCAGAUGGGGUUAUAACCUUGGAAGAACUAGCCUCGGUGAUCCAAUCGCUAGAUGAACGUCCGACGAAAGAAGAAGUUCAUGACAUGAUUCGUGAGAUUAGUGCUGAUGGAAAUGGAACAAUAGAUUUUGAAGAGUUCUUGAAUAUCAUGGCAAGGAAGAUGCAGGAAAACGUUGCUGAGGAGCUAAAAGAAGCAUUCAAAGUAUUUGACAGGGAUCAAGACGGUUAUAUUUCAGCUUCUGAGUUGAGACAGGUGAUGAUAAAUUUGGGAGAAAGAUUGAGCAAUGAAGAGGCUGAGCAAAUGAUCAGAGAGGCUGAUUUGGAUGGUGACGGUCUAGUUAGCUAUGAAGAAUUUGCGAGGAUGAUGCUCAGCUAGCUGUUCUUAAUUUUCUCUCCAAGUACUAAUAGAAAUAGGAAAAAAAAAAUUGAUAGUCUCUUUAAACCCCCAUCAUCUUGGAAAGUGCGUGUUUUGCAGAGUUUGUUGUAAUAUAUAUAGGGUCUCUCUUCCACAUACAAGUUAAAAUUUUAAAAUUUAUACUUACAGACGGUCCAUGGUGACUUGUAGCUCUAGUGGUUAAGAGCAUUAUAAUUAAGACUCCGAAAGCACAUUUCUUCUCCAUUCACUUUCUUUCUUUGUUUUUCAAAUAACUUGUAUAUCUUUACCACAUUUCCCUAUGUCGGAAGGUUCGUGCCCGAUUUAAACCCGAACCAUUUCAGGCGAGCGUUAGAACAAUCAACAAUGGCUUUGCAGUAACACUAUCCGGUAGGAAAAAUUCCAUUUCAAAGCAUUAGAAGUUUGGAACAAUGACUUUGCAAACUCGAAUUGGGCAUGAAAAACAUGAAGAAGCCCAAUAUUCAUAUUUGGCCCAAGAAGCCCAUUUUCACUUCGUCGUCUUCUUAAACCCUUAAACCCCAAACCAGCUCGCAGCUCUCAACUGAAUCACAACCAAUUCCAGAGACCUGGUUAAGCAAUUCAAUCCAAUACUGAAAAACCCAAAUCCCAAUUCCCCCAGUUUUACCUUAAACCCUUUCAAAAUGGUGACCCCGGAACCCAGCAACAUCGACGAGGAGGAGCUCUCCGCCGCCUCCACGACCAUCUUAUUCGACCGCCCCGUCCCCUUGCUCCGCGGGCCGGUCCGGGCCGGCCCGCCCGACGACCCGUCGUCCGGCCCGUACGUGCUGGCAUUCCGCGACGCGAAAACCUGGGCCAACGCCUACAGAGCGUGCGAGUCGAAGAUCCUACACCAGUGCGAGACCGGGUCGAGAAUCGGGUGCGCCCUCAGCGCAUCGAGCAAGUGUAAGCCGCCGUGGUGGCGGUUUCUGAUUGGGCAGAAAGCGCCGGAGUUGAAACAGAGGGCGGAGUGCGAGGAGAGAGAGACGGAGGGGUGUUUGGCUACGGCGAAGGAGAAGUGCGUUGGGUUUGCGAGAGACAAGUGCUUGGAGCCGUUUAGGGAGGCCAGGGUUUGUGGGGUGAGUAAGAAGCAGGCGGAGAAGAUGGUGUGCUGGGCGAGUGUGAUCGAUAAAAGUAGUACGUGGGUGAGUUUGAUUGGGUUGGAGAAUUGUGGGUUUGGGGCGACGAAUUGUAGGGCGGUUGAGCUGGUUGGGUAUGCCGGUGAGGUUGAUCGGGUUUUAGGUGGUGGCAGUGAGUGACUUUGAAGUUGUAAAUGUAUUGCUUUCGGAGUUGAGAAUCGUUAAAUUGUAAAUUGUUUGAUUUGCGAGCUAAUCCAAAACCAUUUCGUAUUUUAAA